Messenger RNA from Dufourea novaeangliae, 1108 nucleotides. Its product is annotated as heparin sulfate O-sulfotransferase-like. NCBI's taxonomy places the organism in Eukaryota, Metazoa, Arthropoda, Insecta, Hymenoptera, Halictidae. The transcript is spliced from 7 exons. Gene Ontology annotation, molecular function: heparan sulfate 2-sulfotransferase activity. The record is from RefSeq and is a predicted model, not a curated record. Gene Ontology annotation, cellular component: membrane. The coding region runs from base 53 to 1108 and encodes 351 amino acids.
UUUAUUAUUUACAUAAUGAGAAAAAAUUAACAACUCAAGAGAAAGAAAAAUAAUGAUACAUAGAAGUUUCCUAUUACAAUGGAUUUUAGUAGUGAUAUUUACAAUCACUAUUAUUUACCUAAAAAUGAAACUAAGUUUCCUGGAGGAUCACUACAAAUUAUUGCGUACACGUGAUUAUAGAGGAUACAAUGCCAUCGCACAGGACCAAAACAAUGUACAAGCUGGGCUUGAAAUCAACGAGCAAUCUUAUAAAUCAUCAGCUUUUGAUGAUCUUGUUAUCAUCUACAACAGGGUACCAAAAACAGCAUCCACCAGUUUCGUAGGUUUGGUCUAUGAUCUAUGCAAACAAAAUAAAUAUCAUGUUUUACACAUUAACGUCACCAACAAUAUGCAUACUCUUACUCUCCCUAAUCAGAUUCAGUUUGCAAAUAAUGUAAGUGAAUGGACUGUGAAGAAACCAGCAUUUUAUCAUGGUCAUAUGGCAUAUUUAAAUUUUGAAAAGUUUGGAGUAAGAAAAACGCCUUUAUACAUAAAUCUUCUGCGCAAACCUUUAGAUAGGUUUGUUUCUUAUUAUUAUUUUUUAAGAUAUGGAGAUAAUUUCAGACCACAUUUAAUUAGAAGAAAACAUGGUGAUACAAAGACAUUUGAUGAAUGUAUUGAUGCUGGUCAACCAGAUUGCGAUCCUGAUAAUAUGUGGUUACAAAUACCUUUUUUAUGUGGUCACGAUCCCGCAUGUUGGGAAAUUGGAAAUAGUUGGGCAUUAGAAGAAGCAAAGAGAAAUCUGCAAAAACACUAUCUUCUUGUAGGAGUGACGGAGGAACUAACAGAAUUUGUUGAAAUUUUACAGAUUGUACUUCCACGGUUUUUUAAAGGAGCAUACAACUCUUUUUUACAUAAUAAUAAAUCACACUUACGUCAGACUACUCAGAAAAUAAAUCCGCGACCUGAAACUGUAGAUAAAAUACAAAAAUCUGUCGUUUGGAAAAUGGAGAAUGAAUUGUAUAAUUUUGCUUUGACGCAUUUUCAUGCGGUAAAGAAUCGUCUCAUAAAUGCCUCUCCUCAAGAUGUAAAUCAGCGAUUUAUGUAUGAGAAAAUACGACCAAAAUAA